CUUUCUUCCUCCAUCUUUGAUCUGACUCCCUUGCGGAACUUCAUCAUGGGGUACAAGAUAACUAAUAUCUAUGUCAUCACCACGGUGGCCGUCAUUGGCGGUGCACUAUUCGGUUUUGAUAUUGCUUCCAUGUCCGCCAUUCUCGGCACCCAACAAUACAAGUGUUUCUUCAACCAAACUGGUACCAACGAUGAGGGUCUAUGUGGUGGCCCUACUUCUUCCAAUCAGGGUGGUAUCUCAGCAGCCAUGCCUGGUGGUUCCUGGGUGGGCGCUCUCGCUUCCGGUUUCGUGACUGACUAUCUGGGUCGCCGUGGGGCCAUCCAGUCUGGCUCCGUGAUCUGGUGCAUUGGUAGCGCCAUCGUGUGUUCAUCUUUCGGAAUAGCCCAGCUUGUCGUUGGUCGCUUUAUCAACGGCCUUUCCGUCGGUAUCCUCAGCGCCCAAGUCCCCGUCUAUGUCGCCGAGUUAGCACAGCCCAGUAAGCGUGGGCAGGUGGUGGGAGCACAACAGUGGGCGAUCACAUGGGGUAUCUUGAUCAUGUUCUACGUCUCAUACGGCUGUAGCUUCCUGAAGGGUUCCGCUGCAUGGCGCACUCCGUGGGGCUUGCAGAUGGUUCCCGCCGCCCUGCUCUUUGGCUUGGUCUUUUUAUUGCCGGAGAGUCCACGAUGGUUGGCCAAGAAGGACCGCUGGGAGGAGGCUCACGAGGUUUUGGCUUCGGUCCACGCCAAAGGUGACCACAAUGCCCCCUUCGUGCAGUCUGAGUUACAAGAGAUCCGUGAAAUGGUCGAGUUUGAGCGCAGCAACAAGGAUGCCUCGUACCUCGACCUUUUCAAGGGUCCUAUGCUCUACCGUACCCACCUCGGUAUGUUCACUCAGAUUUGGUCACAGCUCACCGGUAUGAAUGUCAUGAUGCUUUACAUCACCUACGUGUUUGGUAUGGCUGGUCUCACUGGAAACUCAAACCUUGUCGCAUCCUCGAUUCAGUACGUCAUCAAUGUUGUGAUGACCAUUCUAGCCUUGCUCUUCAUUGAUCGUUGGGGCCGUCGCACUCCGCUUUUGGUCGGUUCUACCCUCAUGAUGAUUUUCAUGUUUGCCAACGCUGGUAUCAUGGCCUCAUACGGCAAGCCAGCUCCACCGGGUGGUCUCAACCACACCCCCGAACAGUCGUGGGAUCUCUCCGGGGCCCCUAAGGCCGCCAAGGGAGUGAUCGCUUGCACCUAUCUUUUCGUCGCCAGUUACGCGCCAACCUGGGGUCCUGUCAGCUGGAUCUACCCCCCUGAGCUCUAUCCCCUUCGCCUGCGUGGCAAGGCUGUCGCACUUUCAACUUCAUCUAACUGGAUCUUCAACUUUGCCCUAUCCUACUUCGUCCCGCCCGCUUUUGAAAACAUCAAAUGGAAGGUUUAUGUUGUCUUUGGAGUCUUUUGCUUUGCAAUGACUAUCCAUGUCUUCUUCGCCUUCCCUGAAACAGCUGGCAAAACCCUGGAGGAGGUCGAAACCAUGUUCACCACCCCUGGUCUUACGCCAUGGAAGACAAGCGUGCAGUACCAUCAUGUUCGCAUGCUGGAGCAGGGAGCUAUUCGGUCAGACAAGAUGGCAGACCUUCGCGCAGAGGAAGGCACCGCCGAUGCUCCCAAGUCCAGUGAGAAAGGUACCACCGUUUCGCAGGUUGAAUAGGUAACCGGGCUCCAUAACUCGGUACAGCAUCUCCGUGUGUAUCACAACUGGAACCAGAGCCACUACUUUGUCACCAAAUGAGCCUUUUUCGAUCCAGCUUUUGCCAAUAGGAUGAGUUGCUUUUUAUCUCCCCUAACCUGUUGGGCUAUUCCCCCCACAGUCUCCUAAUCAUGAUUUAACUGCGAAAUACCAACAGGAUCCCAGUCCCACUUGCUUCUA
Molecule: messenger RNA, 1890 nt
Organism: Penicillium samsonianum
Lineage: Eukaryota; Fungi; Ascomycota; Eurotiomycetes; Eurotiales; Aspergillaceae
Product: sugar porter family MFS transporter
Exons: 2
Coding region: 46-1671 (541 amino acids)
Biological process (GO): carbohydrate transport; transmembrane transport
Cellular component (GO): membrane
Molecular function (GO): carbohydrate:proton symporter activity
Source: RefSeq, a predicted model, not a curated record